Molecule: messenger RNA, 1253 nt
Organism: Polyodon spathula (Mississippi paddlefish)
Lineage: Eukaryota; Metazoa; Chordata; Actinopteri; Acipenseriformes; Polyodontidae
Gene: pmpca
Product: peptidase, mitochondrial processing subunit alpha
Exons: 10
Coding region: 48-1238 (396 amino acids)
Cellular component (GO): mitochondrion
Molecular function (GO): metal ion binding; metalloendopeptidase activity
Source: RefSeq, a predicted model, not a curated record
CCGGCCCCGGAAACAGAAGUGGAUUAAAAGGUCAGGGGCAUUCCAAGAUGGUGGCACACAUGGCUAAAAUUAGAAGUUUGAGCAGACUGCAAAGGUUUGGCCUUGCAGCGUACAGGCGUUAUAGCAGUGGCACCGGAUACCCCAAUAUCUCGCUCUCCACUGCUCUUCCAGGCACGCCCAAGCCAGUUUUUGCAACUGUAGAUGGGCAGGAGAAGUACGAAACUAAAAUAACCACUCUGGAAAAUGGGCUCAGAGUGGCUUCCCAGAAUAAGUUUGGCCAGUUCUGUACAGUAGGAAUUUUAGUCAAUUCAGGAUCCAGACAUGAGACAAAAUAUCCCAGCGGCAUUUCACAUUUUCUUGAGAAACUGGCUUUUUCGUCUACCGCCCAAUAUGGAAGCAAGGAUGAAAUCCUCUUAACUCUGGAGAAACAUGGAGGGAUCUGCGACUGCCAGACUUCCAGAGACACCACAAUGUAUGCUGUGUCAGCGGAGGUGAAAGGUUUGGAGACUGUGGUCAACCUGUUGUCUGAUGUAGUGCUGCAGCCAAGGCUAACAGAUGAUGAAAUUGAGAUGACACGGAUGGCAGUGAGGUUUGAGCUGGAAGAUCUGAACAUGAGACCUGAUCCUGAGCCUCUCCUCACUGAGAUGAUCCAUGCGGCUGCGUAUCGGGGAAACACAGUGGGCCUGCCCCGCUUCAGCCCCCUAGAGAACAUUGACAAGAUUGACCAGGUCGUGCUGCACGGCUACCUGCGCAACUACUACAGCCCUGAGCGCAUGGUACUGGCUGGAGUGGGUAUAGAGCAUGACCAACUGGUAGAGUGUGCUAGGAAGUACCUGCUGGGAGUGAAGCCGGUGUGGGGGGCAGGGAAGACUGGAAAUGUGGACCUCUCUGUGGCACAAUACACAGGGGGCAUCGUCAAGAGUGAGAAGGACAUGUCUGAUGUCAGUCUUGGACCCACUCCAAUGCCAGAGCUGACUCACAUCAUGAUUGGAUUGGAAAGCUGUUCAUUCCUGGAAGAUGACUUCAUUCCCUUUGCAGUGCUGAAUAUGAUGAUGGGAGGGGGAGGUUCAUUUUCAGCAGGUGGACCCGGAAAGGGAAUGUUUACCAGGCUCUAUCUCAAUGUCCUUAACAGGCACCACUGGAUGUACAACGCAACGGCUUACCACCACAGCUAUGAAGACACAGGGCUGCUUUGUAUCCAUGCUAGUGCAGACCCCAGACAGGUGAGGAAAGAUUGAUUAGAUAUUGACAGU